AUGAGGGGCACCCCUCUCUCUCCGUGUGCGCCUCGCGUCUCUUUGUCUUGGUUCCCUGUAGCAAAGGGCGGAUGGUACCGUCGAUUGUCUUUAAUUGGUACUCUCUGUGUUAUUUUUCUUUUUUGUUUUGGGGUCCUUAUAUCCGCUGUUAAGUCGUUUGUUGGGUCAUUAUUCCUUAGUGCGGGGAUAUGUCUGGUCCUCCUCCUUUUCCUCCUUUACUAUCUUACACUCGCGCUGACCCUCCCGGGCAGCAACCGCCUCUUCCAAUGGUAUAUGCAGCAGCAGCUAGCAGCAGAUGCUGCAGAAGAGCUGCUGCAGAGGCUGCGGACCCUUGAGCUCUUCUUGCUGCAUCUCCUUGCUGCUCCCGUGCGUAGCCUCUCAGAGGAACAGAAGGAAGCUGCCAUUCUCUCAGCCCCUCCUUCUUGCCUGCAUCAUUCCCUCUGCAACAACAGCAACAACAGCAGCAACAACGGCAACAGCAGCAGCAGCAGCUUUAGUAGGCCGUUUCCCCUGUUAAACACCGUAGAAGAAGUGCAGCAAGGUGCCUUGUUUGCUCUUGGAGAUGCUGCUAUUAAGGACACAAUUGCUGAUUGUUACUUUAUGCUGUCUACGCAUCUCCGCGCUUUUCAAGCCCUUCAUCUUAAGGCAGACACCCUGCUGCGGCAGGAACGUGGGGCAGCAGCAAGUGUAACAGACACAGGAAGAGCAGCAGCAGCUGCUGCAGCAACAGCAACAGCUGCUGCAGCAACAGCUGCUGCAGCAACAGCAACAGCAGGUAAUAAGGAGCUGCCGGGGUGGCAUCAGCAGCAGCUAGCUAGAUGCACUCUGUCAUGGGUAGAAGAAGCCCUCGCCUUUUCUUGCGCUUCUCUUCUUUCUCAUCUUUUGAAUGUUUCCAUUACACCGGCGACAGCUGCGCCGUCGUCAAGCCCUGCUGCUGCUGCUGGGGCAGGAGCAGCAGGAAAGGGGGAAAGGUACCUUUUGGGUGCCGUUCUCGGCUUGCCGUCCCCUGCAGCUGGCGUAGGAAAUGAGGCGGCAUCAGGCAACAGCAGCAGCAGCACGAGUAGUAGCUUGUUGGGCAGUAAGAAGCAGGAGGAGAGGCUGCCUCUUGCAGGGUUGCAGCUCGCAACAUCGGCGGAUGUAUUCGCCUGUGCUGCUGCACUGCAGCAGCUGCAUGCAGUGGCGCUGCUGCUGCUGCCGUUCCAAGGGAGCCAUGCGCAGCAGCAGCAGCAGCAGCGGCACGAAGGGCCUCACCUUCGUAUGAAGGUGUCUUUUGUGCUGCGCCUUGCGCUGCUGCUGUUUCGCUAUCUUGUGUCUCCACCGCUGGCGUCAAUGCCGCUGCUGCAGCAGCAAGCAGUACAUAUGGGUGGCAUGCAUGCAGAUGCAGCAGGAGUCGAGGUGUGGCUGCCAGUGCAGCAGCAAACGCGUCGAGCUCAUCUUGCUGCUGCUGUAAAGAAGACUUUUGCUGGCGCCAAGACUUUUGCUGCGCGCUGCUUGCGCUUAUGCCCCAGCUGCAGCGGCUGCAGCAGCAGCAGCAGAAUCUUCGCCUUGCAGCAGCAACACUUUGCCCUUCUGCAGCACCCUGCUGCUGGUAGCCCCCCUGCGCCACAGCAUGCAGGCGUGGCUGCGACGCUGCCUGUUGGUGCCGCAUGUGCUCGGAGGAGCACAACAGCAGCAGCGGCGGCAGCAGCAGCAGCAGCACUACUGCGCUUGCUGCAGCAUCUUUUAAAGCUAUUUCGCCCCCCUCCCCCCAAAACAGUGUACAUACAGUGUAUGUUUAUCCCUGCCUCAGGGACGCAUUGGCUGCUGCCCUCUAGUUGCUGCUGCAGUGCAGAAGCAGCAACUGCUGCCUCUGAUUUGCUGCCUCAUGACUUCUCCUUCCCUCCAAGCCGGUGUCGCCACUGCUUACCCGUUGCUGCCAAUUCACAGCAGCUGCUGCAGCAGCAGCAGCAGCAGCAGGUUCUGCUAGGAGGCGGAGGCCGCUGUGCUGAGAAGCGGGAGCUGCUAACUGGGGGCUUCCUUUGUCAUCUUGCUGCUGAUGUAUCAAGGGUACAAAAGGCAGCAUUUUCUCUUUUUAUGUGUCUAUCGAGGCAGCAGAUUGCUGCUGCUGCUGCUUCUGCUGCUGCUACCGCUUCGCGUCUGCAGCCUAGCAGCAGCACAAGAGGCUUUGCGCGCCGUUUGAUAGUGGGCAGCACCCCAUCGCAACAGCAACUACAGCAGCACAGGGUGCUAAUGCUCCAGCAACAAGCUCGCAGGACGCUUGCUGCUGCUGCUCUUCUCAAGGUAGGCGUUGCUCUUGCUGCAGCAGCAGGAGAAGCAGCAAUUCAGAUAGUCCGCCAGCGCGCUGCAGGUCUGCGAAAGUGCUUCCAGACCCAGCAGUCGCACCGGCAGCAGCAUCGGCUGCACAGCAGCAGCAGGAUAGGAGGAGAACCUACAGCUCUUGUAGCAGCAGAGACACCUUUCCGUUUUGUCUGCGGUUGCCAAAUCCCCCAUUGCAACGCUUGCGACGGCCCAGGCGCAGCAGCAACAGCAGCGGCAGCAACAGGUGCACGUGCAGCAGCAGCAGCAGCAGCAGAAGCAGCAGCAGAUAGAUCAGGUAUAGGAGGAGAUAUUGUAUUAAUGUUUAAUCCUAAUGCUGGCGCAUUUGAAAUGUCAUUAGCAGCACAAGACCCAGAGAUUAUUUGUUAUCUAAACAGGGGGUUAAGUGUAAUAUUAUAUAAUUAUAGAGGUUCUUCUUCCUCUGACGGGUCUCCUUCUUUCCCUAACAUAUUAAGAGAUUCAUUUAAUUUAUAUUUAUUUGCUGCAAAUCUACCAGGUGUCCGCCGCAUCGCCCUUCAUGGCCGAUCUAUUGGCGGUCUCCCUGCUGCUUACGUCGCCUGUCUUUCUCAAGUCCAGCAGCAGCAGCAGCAGGUUCAAUUUGGUGCUGCUGCUGCAGCUGCUGCUGCUGCUACAGCCCCUGUAGGCUGCUCUUAUCCGUCCAUGUUCCCGCACGAAAUGAGCAGGAGCAGUAGUGGCAUCAGCAGUAGCCGCACGACUGCUUGCAGCACAACGCGCAGCAAUAGCAGCAGCAGCGGCAGCAGCAGCAGCAUCUUAUCAGCAGUGGCAGCAGAAAGCGCCGUUUCAGCCGCAGCAACAACAGCAGCAGCAGAAGAAGCAGCAGCAGAGUGCUUAGAACGCGUUUCUGCAGCAGCAGCCUUUAUUGCUGCUAACUGCAGCAAAAUAGUUGUAUAUACACCCCAUGACGAAAUAAUAUCAGACGAGGCGUCUUUAAAGACAGCCAUGGCAAG
Messenger RNA from Eimeria maxima, 3284 nucleotides. RefSeq lists its product as hypothetical. The transcript has 4 exons. The record is from RefSeq and is a predicted model, not a curated record. NCBI's taxonomy places the organism in Eukaryota, Apicomplexa, Conoidasida, Eucoccidiorida, Eimeriidae. The annotation marks the transcript as partial.